GAUUCAAAUCGACAACAGCCAUUUUCUGAUCCAUGUCAUACGGGAGUUGCCGGAAUAUCCGAUCGAGGUUAUCAAGGACUAUCUACUGUACCGCUACGUCGAACAACUCCAAGAUUACGUCUCCAUCCACGCCGACACAAACAACUCAACCCCGGUCCGCGAGAAGCGCUGUAUGCAGGCGACUUGGAACGAAUUUUGGCCCCUCAAGCUGCGCGCCGACCACCGUAUCGUCGAUCGGAUCAUCCCGGAACUUUGGUCCGACGUCGAAGCCACGCUGCUUCAAGUGCUCCGGGACAAGGUGACGACGUCCACGAUGCUGCCUGAUGAAGAACGAGCAGUGAUUAUGCGGAAGCUGGACAAACUGAAGGUGUACGACAUCUACCCACGAGAAUUUCUCCAGCCCCAUCACCCCAUGAUUGAUAAGGUAUACCACCGCCAUGUCGCCGCCAACUUCACCUCCGACAAUCCGAUGACCAACAUCGGGAAGUUGAUGAACGUCAAGGCCAAAGCGCAAUUUGAGCCGGUCUAUAAAUUGUAUAAACGCCCCAAGCGCGCACGGCUACUAUGGGCGGAUUUUGAUGCAGAUCGAGGCAGCAUGGCCCUACUCGGCUCUUGCCAUGCCGCUGCAUCUCAACUCCACGCUCGUGCCGUGGGCCCGUCUGGCGUUCACUUUUUCGCACGAGUUGGCGCACCUCGUCGAUCCGCUCAGUUGGCACUACGAUGUUGGCAGGUGUUGCGACCGGUGCACGAAUGGACGAAAAGCUUUGCCGAGCGCCUCGAAGGCAUCGUUGAUUGCCACCGCGCGGCUUAUAUUGAGCUGCGAGGGGAUGGGAAUGAAUCGAGUCUCGACAUGGCCCGCCUCGCUCGGGAUGAGGUGUUUGCUGAUCUGUUUGGCAUGGAACUGGCUCUCGAGGGCUUCCGCCGCCACGUCAAUCAAACGAUUCCAAUUCCGUAUAGCUCCGAAUCUAUCGAUGCCUUGAUGUAUACGGCGCUCGGGACGACAAUGUACUUCUGCGAGGGAGAGGAAAAGACGUUGGCCGUAGAAGGGUUUGUGUCAAGGCCGAAUUUACAAAACAAUCUCAACGAAGAGCACCCGGCCGGCGUGGUUCGACUGAAGCUGUUGGAAACCUUGUCCAGCUUCAAGAGCUCCUUCAAAUGCUCGCCAAAAAGCGCCGCGAAAACCUGUGCCAUACUGUUU
Molecule: messenger RNA, 1198 nt
Organism: Mesorhabditis spiculigera
Lineage: Eukaryota; Metazoa; Nematoda; Chromadorea; Rhabditida; Rhabditidae
Source: the annotation of a GenBank genome assembly